AAGCGAGCAAAACUCAUGUGCUGUUGGCUCUAAUGGAAACCGCCGGUUUAAUAAAUAACACAUACAAGGGCUAUUCUGCUAGUAUUUUUCCGAUCGUAAUCGUGUUCCUCCACAUGCAGUUUCUUGCGCGAAGACUCAAUCGUUCAGCUCGCUAAAUGAAUGUGUAGCCCUUACAUGAUCGUUACUACACUCCUCGUCGUGUGGUUAUCUUCACGUGGGCAUCGUCCGCGAUCCAAUGAUGAGGACCUCCCUUCUGUUCGUCAGCAGAAGCUGUCAGGCUGUUCACAGGCUGCAACCAAACACUUUUUUCUCACCAAUGUCAGCUCUAUCGAGGCACCAGAGGAUCACUGUGUUGAGAAACUCCAGCACCCAUUCCUGCGAAGCCGACAGGAGUUACUACAUCACCACUCCCAUCUUCUACGUCAACGCGUCUCCACAUUUAGGACACCUGUAUUCAGCUGUGACAGCGGACUGCGUGCACAGGUAUAAGCUUCUUCAGGGCUUCAACUCAAAGUUUACAACAGGCACAGACGAGCAUGGCUUGAAAAUCCAACAAGCUGCUGAGGCUGCCGGAAAAGAUCCCUUGACCUUCUGCACAGAUGUGUCCGAGAGAUUCAAACAUCUCUUCAACAGCUGCAACAUAUCUUACACAGACUACAUAAGAACCAGCGAGCAGAGGCACCAGCAGGCCGUAAAGCAUUUCUGGUCGGUGCUCUGUGACAAAGGGCUCAUUUAUAAGGGGAGUUAUGAAGGCUGGUACUCCACCCAAGAUGAAAGCUUCCUCACGGCGUUGCAGGUGGAAAAUGCUUUGGACUCAUCAGGGAAGGAGAUCAAAGUAUCACUGGAGAGUGGCCACAAGGUGGAGUGGAUGAAAGAGGAGAACUACAUGUUCCGUCUGUCUGCAUUUCGGUCUCAGCUGCUCGACUGGCUCAGAGGGAAUCCCCGGGCCGUUCAGCCGGAGCCUUUCUAUCAUGCUGUCCUCCGGUGGCUGCAGGAGGACCUUCCUGACCUCUCGGUCUCCCGCCAGAGAAGCCGCCUUCAGUGGGGCAUCCCGGUCCCGGGUGAUGCUGAACAAACCAUCUAUGUGUGGUUGGAUGCACUGGUGAACUACCUCACAGUAGCUGGCUAUCCAGACAAACACGACCAAUGGUGGAACGUGGUGCACCACGUUGUCGGAAAGGACAUCUUAAAAUUUCAUGCCAUCUACUGGCCAGCUUUUCUUCUCGGGGCUGGACUGCCACUGCCACAGGUGAUAUAUGUGCACUCUCACUGGACAGUAGGGGGAAAGAAGAUGUCCAAAAGUGUGGGUAAUGUGGUGGAUCCUCUUGAACGCUCGCAGAUGUUCACGACUGAUGGUAUGAGGUACUUUCUUCUGCGUCAGGGAGUCCCGGAAUCAGACUGUGAUUACACAGACAACAAAGUUAUCAAGCUGCUCAACGCAGAGCUCGCUGACUCUCUGGGUGGUCUUCUGAACCGCUGCACAGCUCCAGCUCUUAAUCCGGCUCAGGUCUACCCUUUUUUCUGCCCUCAAUCCUUCCCAAGAGAACAGGAAGGCCGGGCCGUGGUUGAGGACUACAACAUGUUGGAUGCUGUCAGAAGCCUCCCGGCCGUGGUGGAGCUGCACUACGAGAGCAUGCAUGCAUACAAAGCUCUGGAGGCCAUCGCCGCCUGCGUGAGGAAGACCAACGGGUUUGUUCAGCGCCACGCCCCUUGGAAGCUGGAUAGGAGGGACAGUGAAGACCAGCGCUGGCUAGACACCAUCAUCCAUGUCUCGCUCGAAUGCCUGAGGACUUAUGGCACACUCCUCCAGCCAAUAGUGCCAGGGAUUUCUAACAAGCUGCUGUCCAGACUUGGGGUGCGGCCAGGCGAGAGGAGAUGGGCCGAUGUGAACUUCCUGCCGAGGUAUCAGGGAAUGGACUGUCCCUUUGAAGGGAGGGCGCUAGGAUCGGACUGUGGGGUGCUUUUUAGGCGCUUGGAAAGUCCGAAUUUAGAUAAACAAAAACCUAAGAAGACAAAGACCAAAAUCUCGAAAUGAGGGAAAUGUUCCGUUUCCCCAGAUUCAAUAAAGAAAUAAAACUC
Pseudoliparis swirei is the source of this 2079-nucleotide messenger RNA. Its product is annotated as methionine--tRNA ligase, mitochondrial-like. Bases 236 to 2035 code for a protein of 599 amino acids. Lineage: Eukaryota; Metazoa; Chordata; Actinopteri; Perciformes; Liparidae. The record is from RefSeq and is a predicted model, not a curated record. Gene Ontology annotation, biological process: methionyl-tRNA aminoacylation. The transcript has 3 exons. Gene Ontology annotation, molecular function: ATP binding; methionine-tRNA ligase activity.